AUGCAGCCGUUCAACCUUGCAAAAGAACGCGAAUUCUACAAAUAUCUACCGCGCGAUCACUCGGUCUAUCCUUUUGCUCCGUUUGAUGAUGCCAGUCAAAAUAUUUUCGUUCCACGGCCAUCUCAAGACCAUGCCUUGACAGCAUUCGCCCAACUGGGCGCUAUCAAGCUAGAUGCGAAACGCGCAAUGAUUUCGCUCUUCGGUCGCACUCACCAGUACGUUCUUGCGGAGGCCACUGGGACCACAUCUCGGGAUAAUCACGACGGCUUAUGGCUAGGAUGUUGUGUCUUGCCGAAGGAGAAGGGCCUUUGUAAAGACGUUGCAAACCUGCCUCUUUCAGAGCCUUCAGACAAUCCGGCUAUUGUUGGGGGUAGCGCAUUUGUGAUGCCGGACGUGAGGAACAAUGAAUGCUUCCAAAACUCCGGUUUGAGCCACAGAUUUUCCGAGGCACGGUUCUAUGCCGGGGUACCCAUAAUCAGUCCCAGGGGAAUCACAAUCGGAUCAUACUGCGUCUUGGACACACAGCCAAGAAAGUCGGGACUCGAAAAGCCAUUGUUAACGUUCAUGGAGGGUAUGGCAAUUACUAUUAUGGAAUACCUGGAUACGGCGCAAUCGAAACACCGAAAUCGCCAGUCAGAAAGAAUGAUUGUUGGUCUGGGGAGCUUUGUUGAAGGCAGGGCCACGCUUCGUAAUUCAUGGGAUGAGGCGCACUUGCAAGACGCUGCGACAGGGCAAUCUGGCGAGACCGUGGAGGGCCAAUUGAACAAACACCAGCAGGAUCUGCAGGAGGCACACGAUUACUCUGGACACCAGAACCUUCCUUACCGCGAACUUGAAACAGACUCUUUGCAGCCUCGUGCCUCUUCGAAAGAUCUUCCCAAUGGCACCAGUUCAGGUGUGACGAUGACAAUGCCCUCGUCGACAGUUACAUCAACUGAGACUCUCUCAGACCCGAAUCAGGAUCGAGGAAAUAAGAAAGACGGGAGGCAGCAACAUAAAACAUCCUUCAGAGCCACUAUUUCGGGUCACGACGUGCCGAAUGAUGUGGUCCCGGCUGCUUUGACAAGCAUAUUUUCACGCGCAGCAAACUUGAUCCGGGAAUCUAUCGAAGUAGAAGGUGUUGCCUUUCUUGAUGCCAGCAUCGAGUCUUUUGGCGGGCUUGUUGAAGACGGAAGUCGCAAAGCGCGCGAGGCGUACGAACGAGACGCGACAUCAAGCAGUGACGGUAGCACCACUGAAUCAGAGACUCCCCCAAGCACCCGAAGGCUUCCUGUCCCGAACAUCGAAAAUGACGAUACCACAAUUUGCCGUACAUUGGGCUCAUCAACGUCAAAAGCCUCCAGUAUUGAUGAUCUCAAGCCAAAUCAUGAUUUCGCAAUGCGCGAGUCAUUGCUGAGGGCCAUCUUGAAUCGGUACCCGCAUGGGAAAAUUUUCAAUUACAACGAAAGUGGUUCGCUUUCCGAUGACAGCACCAGCAGCAGUGGAACCUAUCGCAACUCAGGGAGGACUUCGGGUCCCAAAACAAAACGAAAAAGACGACGACCAAAUCACAGGCAGGAUGCUAAUGAUUUGAUUACGGUCCUUAUAGGCGCCAGAAGCAUCAUCUUCUUACCUCUAUGGGACUCACACAAAUCCAAGUGGUUCUCUGGCGUUCUUGUAUGGACCAUCACUCCAAAACGAGUCUUCACUCCCGAGAGUGAACUCGCAUACCUUCGUGCUUUUGGCAACAGUGUCAUGGCCGAGGUUCACCGCCUGGACAUUGAGAUGGCAGAGAAGGCUAAGACAAAGUUGGUUAGCAGUAUCUCACACGAGCUUCGAAGUCCCCUGCAUGGAAUUUUGGGCACUGCGAACAUAUUAUGCGACACAGCUAUGAACGCUCUUCAGCAGGGAAUGGUUCAUACAAUUGAGUCUUGCGGCCGGACCCUACUGGAUACAAUCAACCAUGUGCUUGACUUCACUUACAUCGAUAAAUUUAAGAAUGAUUCCGCCAAGAAGAAGCAUGCAUACUGUGGAAAGCAACUCGAUGUGCCGGAUCAACCAAAGCCGAAUCUCGAAAGGAAUCCGCCCAGAACCAGUGACAACUCUCAUGCCCCUGUGCAGCUUGACGCUGUUCUCGAAGAGGUGAUGGAGAGUAUGUUUGCCGGACAUAGUUUCUACAAUGACCCUUUGGCACGUUCUCGGGAUGUGGGACCAUCGAAUUCAACCUCUAUACCACCAAAGCCAGUGGCUGUUAUUUUUGACAUCCAAGAGGCCGCCGAGUGGACAGUUCUGACAAAAGCUGGUUGUUGGCGCCGCAUUCUGAUGAAUGUCUUUGGCAAUGCUCUGAAGUACACUCCUUCUGGUUUUAUAUAUGUGGGACUUAAGGUAUCUCCACUACCUCAUUCGGAAUCUGAUGACUGCACUGUUGUGAAGCCCGCCGGUGAUCAUACUAGUCAGUAUCUGGUCACUCUGACAGUCAAGGAUACUGGGAAGGGCAUCGAUGUGAAUUAUCUGCGAAACGACUUAUUCACUCCUUUCUCACAAGAGGAUGCCCUCGCUCCUGGAAGUGGCCUAGGACUGAGUAUCGUUCGCGAAGCACUCGUCUCUCUUGGGGGCUCUAUUGAUGUCACCUCCGAGAAAAACUACGGCACAGAACUAUCAAUCGAGGUGCCUCUGAGCCUCGUACCUAUGCCGGAUAACACGUCAGAUGAUUCUUCGUCACAUUCAAGCGAACGUUACAAUUCAAUAAGGAAUCUGGCGCAAGGAAAGACCUUGUGCUUGAUAGGAUUCGGUUCAUCACUUGAGACAGAGCGGGAUAUCACUCUCUACAAGUCCCUGGAGCGUUUAUGUCGAGACUGGUUCCAUUUGACUGUCAAGGCGGUGACAGUUGACUCGGCGUUUCUACGUAGAGAAAACACCCCCUCUGAUUUCUACUUGAUGGUCCAAACAGGGCUUGAUAAUCCGGACUUCGAAGGCAACGAGCUGCUCAAUUCUGAUCGGCUUACCAACGGAGAACAAGGUGGUGUAUCGCCCUUGAUUGUCAUCUGCCAGUCUCCCGAAGCAGCACACAACAUGUCUGUGCGUGCAACGGGUCGAAAUCGGGAAUCAGCUGUUGAAUUUAUCAGUCAGCCAUGUGGACCGCGGAAACUAGCGAAAGCACUGGAUAUGUGUAUGCAUCGGCGAGAAGACCAAGCGUCUGAAGCGGGUGCCAAUGAACCCACUCGCUGGGUUGAGUUGCCAGAAUCUUCAUAUCUACCGCUUGAUAUUGGGCCAAGAGACCCGCCAGAUGAAAGAUUGAAAAUCAGCAAACGACCCACGGCAGGGGUGAUCGCAAACCGAGACAACGAAAACUGCAAAUCCGCCCCUAAAGGCCAAAUUGAGAACGAUACCUUGCCUUCAGAGGAGUCUUCACCACCCGAGAAUACCGUAACACAGCAGCCAGACAACAGCCAGCCGUCAGUAUUACUUGUUGAUGAUAACGAAGUGAACUUGAAACUCCUUGUCGCAUUUGUGAAGAAGGAAGGCUGGAGCUUUAUGACAGCAAGUAAUGGAUUAGAGGCUGUGAAGACGUACCAGGCCCAUCCGGGAAAAUUUGGAGCAAUUAUCACAGACAUUUCGAUGCCCAUCAUGGACGGUUUUGAAGCCACUCAGGAAAUUCGCCGUUUUGAAAGGGAAUAUUGGUCUAACAAUGCUUCAUCAAACCCGCCCCCUGGCAUCCGGCAACCAUUGCGGCGUUGA
Molecule: messenger RNA, 3717 nt
Organism: Penicillium longicatenatum
Lineage: Eukaryota; Fungi; Ascomycota; Eurotiomycetes; Eurotiales; Aspergillaceae
Product: hybrid sensor histidine kinase/response regulator
Exons: 3
Coding region: 1-3717 (1238 amino acids)
Biological process (GO): phosphorelay signal transduction system; phosphorylation
Molecular function (GO): phosphorelay sensor kinase activity
Source: RefSeq, a predicted model, not a curated record